UUUAUCAAAAUUCAAAAUCAAAAUGACGAUGACGAUAGCUACUGGCCUAUUUUAUUCAAUUGAAUACAGACGAAGAAUCUUGUGAAAAGAGUUCCAUACUGGCUAAAACAGCGCGUUCUAGAAUGUAACGAGACUGUCGCGUUUAGUGUCCGCCGGUCGGAGAACAAACGGCGCAGUUCGCAAUAUUGAGGUCAGUGUGACACGUGACUGGCGCUGUCCACUAGGAUGCUCUGUUGACUGUCGGAGCUAGACAAUCGCACGUUAUGCAUCCGUGAAUAUCUCUCCUGCAUAAAAAUAUCUAGCCUCGCCGUGACUAUGGGACAAUGUGGUGUUAUUUCUUCGAAGACGGUUUUAGUCUUCCUCAAUCUGAUUUUUUGGGCAGCUGCAGGUAUACUGUGCUACAUUGGGGCGUAUGUCUUCAUCACAUAUGAUGAUUAUGACCAUUUCUUUGAGGAUAUCUACACUCUCAUCCCUGCCAUGGUGAUAACUGCUGUGGGGACGCUUCUCUUUGUAAUUGGUUUCAUUGGAUGCUGUGCCACCAUUCGAGAAAGUCGUUGUGGCCUGGUUACGUUCUCAGCAGUGCUGCUGCUUGUGUUUGCCACAGAGGUGGUUGUAGUGGUCCUGGGCUAUAUUUACAGAACCAAGGUGGAGGCUGUGGUGAAUCACUCUAUUCAGAAAGUAUAUGAUGAAUAUAAAGGCCCCAACACAGAUGCUCCCAGCAGGGCUAUCGACUAUGUGCAAAGACAGCUCCAUUGUUGUGGCAUUCAUAACUACUCAGACUGGAUGAACACUCACUGGUUUACGGAGUCAAAAAACAACAGUGUUCCAGUAAGCUGCUGCAAGCCUAACUUCAGCAAUUGCUCUGGGACAUUAAUACGACCCAGAGACCUCUACCAAGAGGGUUGUGAUGUUCUUGUAGUAAAGAAACUCAAGGACAUUAUGCUGUAUGUCAUACUGGCUGCAUUAACAUUUGCUGCCAUACAGAUGCUUGGGCUGCUGUGUGCAUAUGUGGUCCUUUGCCGCAGAGGUCAUGAUCCUGCCUAUGAGCUGCUUGUCAGCACGGGUAUAGAUGCCUGAGUGGUCCUACAUGGCAUCAUGGGAAUGGCUGGUCCUCCCAGCCAGUGUACGUGUCUUAACUGAAGCAGGCAUAGAAUUUUCUACAUUAGUAUUAAACCCAGUUUCAUACUUUUGUUGGGAAAAAUUGAAAGCUUUGACAGCCUAAAUAGCCUCACUCUGGUUUGAUUCUAAACAUUAUGGUGGUAAAACUGAGAAGCUGAAGAUUUUUAUUUUAUCUAAAGCACUACUGACAUUCUCCAGAGUCUGGUGAGCAGCAAAUCUGUUUUUAAUCAUUAUUUAGUUAUUUAUUAUAUUGUACAUUUUACACUAAUUGAUUCCAUGUGUCAUGGUUAUGUUAUAUAAUGUUUUCUAAUAUGUGGUAUUUUAGGCCAAAGAGGAAUUAGACUGACAUAGUUCAGAUAUUUUUCCUUGUGUUGUAGAAGUGCUCCCUUUUAGUGAUACAAGAAAGAUUGUAUUAUAAAGUUCAGUAUUCAUUUACAUUUUUUUUAGACAACUUUUCUCUCUCUGAGUUUGCAUUCUGUGUUCUAGUCCUUAGCUUAUUACCAUGGUACUAAGGCUUUUUGCCUCUCUACAAUUACUCAUUUGUUUAAAAUAUAAUUUUAAUGCUUUACUAAACACAAGCAGCAGCAUUAAACUUACAACAAAGAAUUAUCAAAUAUCUUUGCAAGUCUGCAAGUGCAGUAAAAUACUUGACAGUAAAACAAUUGAAAAACAAAUGCAUACUCUAUGUAAAUUAUUUCAUGUCUUUAAAAAGUCAUAUUUGAGCUUUUUGAAUAAUAAAAAAAAAAAGAAAUCUGGCAAAUAUCUAAAAAAAAAAAAUAAUAAUAAUUUUUCAGAUCUAUUUCUGUAAUUUGAGUCUGUUUUAAAAGGUAACUGCCUUUUUCUGUAUAUUUUGUAUACUUCAAAGGUUUGUACAAUGCCUUGGGACAGCAGACUAUUAUAAGUCUGACUAAAACUGGUGAAUGUACAUCAUUGAACAGUGAUGUAAACUUAGUGUAUAGGUCUUUUUUCCCUUGAUAAAUAAUAAAAAAAGAUUGACUCUUUGUAGCGUGCAAUGCACAACGUAACAUAAUGUCACUAACAAAAGGAUUAAAGACUUGUAAAAGGUCACUGAUAUUAAUGCUCACAAUUUGUUCACAAUGUUCACUGUAGCAAGAAGAGGUUAAUAGAUCAUCAGGACAUGACAUACAUGUAUACAGUAUUUUAUAAUUCAUGCUUUUCAAGCCUCCCGGUCCCAGAAGAUGUUUAACAAUGACUAUUGCAAAGCAUCAGACACGUUGAUCAAAUAGCAUGGUUAAAUAAAUGGCUGAAUUUAAAACAA
Molecule: messenger RNA, 2398 nt
Organism: Myxocyprinus asiaticus (Chinese sucker)
Lineage: Eukaryota; Metazoa; Chordata; Actinopteri; Cypriniformes; Catostomidae
Product: tetraspanin-3-like
Exons: 7
Coding region: 316-1077 (253 amino acids)
Biological process (GO): protein localization to plasma membrane; regulation of vascular endothelial growth factor signaling pathway; protein maturation
Cellular component (GO): membrane
Source: RefSeq, a predicted model, not a curated record